AUGGCACCCUCAAAGGAUCAGCUCAUGGAGACCGCCGCCCAGGCCCAGCUCGACAUGAACACCUACCAGUCCAAGACGGGUGCCGCCCGGCCUCAGGGCAACGACGAUGCCGGCGUCUCAUCGGUGCAGACUGAGACCCGCUUCCCGGGCGCCUCGGUCUCGGUGCAGGGAGACCCGACCAACAACGUGUCGUACAAGCCCGAGCAGCCGGCCAAGGACCCGGCCUACGACGACGAUGACGUGGUCCCGGCCAAGAAGAUCUCGUCGCUCGGCACGCAGGACCGUAAGGACGACGUGCUGCUGCAGGGCGAGGGUGCCGUCCGGAACAACGUCGGCACCCGGCCGCCCGGCGUUGGCGGCAACAAGUUUCCCGGCUCCGACUACUACACCCCGGAGAGCGUGCCGGACAGCAUCUCGGCCGAGGGUAACAUUGCGCCCGAGAGCGUGACGCAGGCCUCCGCCGAGGCCGAGAACCCUCGGUAA
This is a messenger RNA of Colletotrichum higginsianum IMI 349063, 483 nucleotides long. RefSeq lists its product as uncharacterized. Lineage: Eukaryota; Fungi; Ascomycota; Sordariomycetes; Glomerellales; Glomerellaceae. Bases 1 to 483 code for a protein of 160 amino acids. The record is from RefSeq and is a predicted model, not a curated record. The transcript has a single exon.